ACCAGCUGAAGGUUGGGGAAGGAGGGGACGAGGGGCGAGUGAGAGGAGUGAGCGACGAGAGAGGUUUGUGCUGUAGGCUCGCACUCUCCAAGUCGAUCUGUCUGUGGCUAAAAUUUAACUUGACUGGGAAAGGUUCAAGCACCCUACCUACUGUCGAACUGGUUUCCCGGGCUUGGCGAGAGCCGACCGCGAGAGACCGGCCUGAGGUGGUUGGCGAGGGAAGAAGCAACGAGACGAAGAAGAACAAGAAAGAGAAAGAAAUCCUGCGGAGGUAGGCGCUUUGCGGAAACGAAACAAAAGAAUCCUAGUGGUGUGGUGAACGUGAGAAACUCGGGUGCGCACGCAGGUCUGGUAGCCGCGGUAGCGUCUGGGGCUGCAGUGCUGUGCCUAGCAUCCACAACUAGUGAAUCGUUCCUCCUGGACGGAAAGAUGGGGACUGCUUCGAUCUGUCUGACCGGCAUUGUGCUGAUGGUGUGGAUUGUACCGCAGACUGAGGGCAACCUGGCCUGUCCGCCCCGGUGCUUGUGUUUCAGGAGCAAUGUUCGGUGCAUGUUCCUGCAACUGGAGACUAUUCCUACCGUGCCACAAGACACCACAGUUCUGGAUUUGAGAUUUAACAAAAUCAGAACUAUCCCAAGGGGAGCAUUUGAGGGACUACCCAAUCUAAACACGUUAUUGCUCAACAACAAUGAGAUAGAGACCUUAGAAGCUGGUGCAUUUGAUGGAAUACCAGAGCUGAGAUACUUAUAUUUAUACAAGAAUAAACUAGUUACUCUAGACAGUGAUGUUUUUAAAGACCUUCCAAAGCUGGAACAGUUAUUUCUACACAGUAACCAAAUUACCAGACUUCCAAAAGGAAUAUUUGCACAUACUCCCCAUCUACGGCGAUUACGCCUAGACUCCAAUGCCUUGAUAUGUGACUGUGAUAUAAUGUGGCUAGCAGAUAUGCUGAAAGAGAAGCAUGCCCACACCCAGGCUGCAGCCACCUGUGAAUACCCACAAAAUCUGCAGGGACGUUCUCUUAUGAGCAUUAACAAGGAGGAUUUGCGAUGUGAGAAACCAACCAUCACCAUGGAACCUCGAGAUGUGGAUGUUACUUUUGGCAAUACUGUAUAUUUCACAUGUCGUGCUGAGGGAUCACCCAAUCCAGAAAUUGUGUGGAUGCAUAAUAAUAACCAGGUGGACAUAUCAGAAGGUCGCUUCAGCCUGCUGCAUGAUGGCACCCUCAUGAUCGAGGAUGCACAGGAUGCUGAUCAAGGAUCAUACGAAUGUAUUGCCCGCAAUGUUGCAGGCGAGGUGCACUCCAACCAAGUCACACUGAGGUACUUUGGCGAGGCAGUUGUACCAACAUUUGUGCAAAAACCGCAGAACAUAUCUGCUGUGGAGGGAGAGACUGUACAGUUUGUCUGCCAUGCUAGUGGACACCCACGUCCAACCAUGAGUUGGACUAAAAAUAUGCGUCAGAUGGGGCCGGAUCCCAGAAUCACUGAACAGGAAGAUGGAACACUGACCAUCACCAAUGUGCAGGAAAGUGACAAAGGGGAAUAUCAGUGCUAUGCUCAAACACUGUGCAAACUAUCUCUGCUUCAGGUCACUUUGCACCCAAUCAUUGACUUGCCGCCAGCAGACACAAGUGUUGUUGAAGGCAAUCCUGCAAAUUUCACCUGCAAUGCUCGUGGAGAUCCCACACCUAGACUUAGCUGGCUUAAAGACAGUACUGAGAUUCCAAGGAGUACUGAAGACUUUGAGUUGCUGUCUAACAACCACAUUCUGCUGGUAAGACGGGCAACUAGAACCCUCCAAGGAAUCUAUACAUGCCGAGCAGACAAUGCAGCUGGAUUUAUCACAGCCUCAGCCAGGCUUUUCAUCGUUGAGAGCACCUUGCCAUCUUUCAGCCAAGCAAGUGAUACAGUGACAGCUAUUGCCGGCACAGACAUCACUCUGCGAUGCCAAGCCACAGGCCAGCCUGACCCUCUUUAUGAGUGGAUGCAUGAUGGAAGAAUAGUGGAGAGUCGUAACAGCAUCACUGUCAGUGCUGGUGCCCUGUCCAUCACUGGUGUCAGUCUUCAGGAUGCUGGACGGUAUGACUGCAUUGCAGAGAAUGCUCUUGGACGUGCUACCAAGUCCAUCUUCUUGCAGGUGCAAGGUACCAGUGGAGCUCGUCCAGGAGAUCGCUUUGUCACCAAUGCAAUUGUGGAAGCAACAAACCGUGUCAACACUGCGGUGAACAAUACUUUAGCAGAACUGUCUGAUCGCAAUCGCCGCCUCACUAUUUCUGAUCUGAUUCGCACAUUUAGAUACCCAGGUCCUGAGGCCCUGGAACCAGCACGUGCAGAAGAGAUUUUUGAGCAGACUCUGGAGAUAAUCCAGCAGCGGGUCCAAGAUGGCCAAAACUUUGAUCUACAAGGCUUUGAGAAUUCCUACCGUGAGUUGGUCUCCCCUGCCCACCUGCACAUGAUUGCCAACAUGUCAGGUUGUCUGCGGCAUGUACAUUCCGUUGACUGCUCAGACAGCUGCUUCCACCGCAAAUACCGCACCAUGGAUGGCACCUGCAACAACCUACACAAUCCAACAUGGGGUGCCGCAAACACAGCACUCCAGCGCCUGUUGGAUCCUAUCUAUGAAAACGGGUUCAACACACCAGUAGGAUGGAACAAGGGGAAGCUGUACAAAGGCCUUCAUCUGCCUAGUCCCCGACUUGUAUCAUUGCUUAUGUCUGCUCCUCACAUCACUGAUGACGACAAGCACACCCACAUGCUAAUGCAGUGGGGGCAAUUUCUGGACCAUGAUCUUGACCUUGCACCCCAAGCCAUCAGCUUUGCCCAGUUUGCUGAUGGCACUCGUUGCAAUGAGACCUGUGAAAACAAGAACCCCUUUCCUAUCCCAGUCCCCACAAGUGACUUGCGUAUUCAGAGACAUGCCUGUCUGGGUGUUACGCGCUCUGCAGCCACUUGCAAUUCCGGAAUGACCUCCUUGUUUUACAACACAGUGGCACCACGGCAGCAACUAAAUGUCAUUACAGCCUUCAUAGAUGCAUCCAAUGUUUAUGGAAGUAGUCUUGAUGAAGCUGAGAAUCUGCGAGAACGGACAAGGGAUCGUGGCUUGUUGCGAGUUGGUCCUCUCACCAACGGUGGUAACCGUUUGCUACCUUUUGACGAUUCCACUUUAGCCCCUUCUGAUUGCCAGAUAGAGCCUGGCAAGAGGCACGUCCCUUGUUUCCGAGCUGGUGAUCAUCGUGUUAAUGAGCAGCUAGCCCUGACAGCCAUGCAUACAGUUUGGAUGAGGCAGCACAACCAGAUUGCAACCGCUCUGCUGCAGAUUAAUAACCACUGGGAUGGAAAUAAGGUGUAUCAUGAAUCCCGGAAAAUUGUAGGUGCCAUAAUGCAGCAUAUAACCUAUGCCCACUGGCUGCCUAUGAUUCUUGGUCCAAAGGGGAUGAUGAUGAUGGGGCAAUAUGAGGGCUAUGAUCCCACAGUGAAUCCUACAAUUGUGAAUGAAUUUGCAACUGCUGCAAUGCGUUUUGGGCACUCAUUGAUACAGCCUAUUUUGUUUCGGCUGAAUGAGACAUUCCAGCCUAUUCCUGAAGGAAAUCUUCCACUGCAUAGGGCAUUCUUUGCACCAUACAGACUUCUUGAGGAGGGCGGAAUUGAUCCUUUUCUUCGAGGGUUAUUUGCUGCUCCAGCCAAAAAGCGAAUGCCUGGAGAGUUCCUCAACACUGAGCUGACAGAGAAACUUUUUGUGAUGGCUAAUGCUAUAGGGCAGGAUCUUGCAUCACUUAACGUUCAGCGUAGCCGCGACCAUGGCCUGCAGUUUUACAAUGACUAUCGUCCAUUGUGUGGAUUGCCAAGGGCUAACACAUUUGAAGAUCUUCGAAACGAGAUUCAUCAUCGUGAUACGAGGAGCAAACUUGAAGCCCUAUAUGGUCAUCCAGAUAACAUUGAUUUGUUUAUUGGAGGCAUGAGUGAAACACCAUUAGAAGGAGCCAAAGUUGGCCCACUUUUCACCUGCAUUCUCUCUGGCCAGUUUCAGCGUGUCCGUGAUGGUGACAGGUUCUUUUAUGAAAACCCAGGAGUCUUUACUCCUGAACAGUUAACGGAGAUCAAGAGAACUUCCCUCGCUCAGGUGAUAUGCCAGAGUGGUGACAACAUUCGACGUAUACAGCGUGAUGUCUUUAUUCGAGUUAAAAGCGAUGAUGAGUAUGUUAACUGUGACAGUAUUCCACGUCUUGAUCUUCGCAUGUGGAGCGACUGCUGUGAAGAUUGUCGUCGCCGAGGAAGUUUCAACUCUUUUGCCAGUCACUUCCGUGGACGAAGAUCUGUAGAUCAUAGCUAUCCUGAAGAUCACCCCACAGGCAACACAACAGAGAAGAAUGAGCUACACUCAGAAGAAGAAACAGAUGAGAUGGUACAUGAAAACAGAAAUGCCACAGAGCAGCUGAGACCUGCUGAAAAGGAUACUUGUUCAGGGAAGACGUAGACAUAAUGGAAGGCCGCAUUGAAGGCAUGGAAGCAGCCAUGAUGGAAAUGAAUAAUCUUGUGCACAAAAUGCAGACUAAGGUAACAUAUCUUGAAAACAAGCUUAAGAGCAAGCAGGCAUCACAUUGUAAAGAUGAGUCACGCAGAUUACAUCACCAUGGCACACGGUGGAAAAAGGGUCUGUGUACAACCUGUAUAUGCAAGAGGGGUCAGAUAGAGUGUGCAGCAGAUGCGUGUCCUACACCUAGCUGUCCUGCACCAGUUCCUGUGGAAGGAGAAUGCUGCCCAAGAUGUUGAAAUUUUGAGACCAUACUGAUGCAGAGGGACAAGCAGUUUUUUCACUCAGACUUCAUCCCAGGUUGACUUGUUCACUCUUUUUAGCAACUAGUCCACCGCCUGCCUGUAUUGUGGUGCUGUGAUCUACAUUUAUACUAUAGAUGUGUCACUUAUGCCACUCCAGUCUUCACUGCAAAUGCAGAGUUCAUCAUUGCAACCUGGAGAGCCAUGGGAUAAUAGUAUUAUGGACUGAACUUCAUCAUGAUGUGUUGUCAAAACAAAAAUGUUCAUACCUUUAGACAUCCUGCCAAAGUCUGCUAAGGUUUUUUUUUAGGUGUUUUUAGAUGUAUGUGAUUUUUUUCUUUUUUUUGUUUAAUUAAAGGUGUGUGAAUGCAACAUUAGACAUUGAGACAUUAUUCACAGUUGUGAAACUUUGCUAGGCAAAGACUAUUGAUGUUACAGUUUUGUUUUGGAAGUGGCAGGCUUAUUCUGGCUGUUGAAUGGUGCAAAAGAAUGGGUUGUUUUUUGCAAUAUAUUCUUCAAACUGCCAUCUCUUUUGAGAUAUUCAUGCAGUAUGCAGUGCAUCAGGGUAUGACUAAAAAAAAAACCAAAUCCCCUCAAUUAUAGACUCAACCUCAUCUGGGUGUUAUGUGUAAUGAAAUCUUAUUUGAACAUUAUAUUAAAAGAAGUACUUGUACUGUGUAUUCAUAGUUUCAUUUUUCUGUUUUAUUUUUGCACACAUACUACUAAAAUUGUGCCUUGAUCUUGGUCUUCCAAAUGCAUAUUUUUGCAGCCUACUACAUUAAACCCAUUUGCUACAUAUUGACUUUCUUAUCCAUAUUGGGCUUACCAUAAUGACAUGGCACCAACUCUAAAGCUAUACAAAGUAACUAAAAAAAAUUUUUUUUCUUGUAAGACAUCUCAGUAGUCUCCAAAAUCUUAGAUACCUCUUCAUGCACAAAGGUAAAUAAAUGUGGAAGAGUAUAUAAAACAGAUCACUGGGACAUAAAUGUUGAGGACCACUAUACACUGGUAAACCUCUUGAUACGUUUCAGUACAUGAGCUGCCUCAUAUUCUCCUGUGCUUCUGUGGCCACUAAUGUUUUAUGAUUUUGACUAGACCAAGCAAAGAAAGAUCAAAGGAGUGUUAAUGACCUUCCAAAGUCUUCACUGCCUAUUGACUUUUUAUGUAAUCAAACACUAAUUACAAAUUGUUAAUAAUGGUAUGUGAAAACAAGCGUCUCCACUGCGUACUUUGCCUUUAGACUGUAACUUGGAUUAUAUGGAGAUGGGGUGGUGUGGUAUGUAUGCAUAUGUCAUUAAAAAAUAAUUCUGAAGACCAUGGGCUGGAAGUUGGUGCAGUUCUUAUAAAAGUACAUGGGGCAUUUUUUCAAGACUGUUGCUCAUGAAAAUGAAAGAAUGAGUUAAGUAAGCCCUUCGUGUUUAUUUUAAAUGUUCAUGUUCAUCGACAUAUAAGGCUGCAUUGGCACUGCUUUCAUUUAAAAUCUUUUCAGCUUUCUAGGAGGGCAGUGAUUUAAAAAAGAAAGUCUCUUAUCUCAUCUACCUCCAUUUUUCUGGUGUGAGACUGUUUGAUGAGCAUAUGGUUUAUCAUCACAACCAAAUUCAAAGGAAAAAACCCCAGAAACUUGAAGGAUAAAAUAGGCUGAAUGUAUAUUAUAUAUUAUCUAGGUAUUCCUGAAGAAAACUAUAAAAUUAAGUAUAUGUAUUUGUAAAUUCUGAGAAAUUAUGUUUCAAAUAUAAUGUGCAAGAUAAAUGACCAAAAUAACUAAUUUUUUGAAUAUGCACUAUAUGGUGGUGACAAAGGAUAGUCAAUUAACUACUGAAGCUUAGAUGCACAUUCUUCUACAAAAAUUGUAGCAUUUCUUUGUAGAGAAUUUUUUUUGAUUUCCUGUAUGUUUCUAUCAUGUGCCCCAUCUGUAGACUUGGAAAAUGUAUUGAAGGUUCUUUGACCAUUUUUGUCUCACCCUCAAUUCUGUAACUUUCUACUUUGUCUGUAUAGAUGUUUGCAGCCUAGUUAUUAAAAUAUCUGUUUCUAAAAGAAAAUGCAACAAAAGAUUGUUGUGGGUGGAGGUAAAAAGUUCUGAUUACUGUUCACAGUGGAAUGGAGAAUGUAUCAUAAAAGUAGAUUUUUGAAGAUUUUUUUUUUGUUGGUUCAACUGUCGGUGGGAUAGAUAGUAAUGGUUAUUGCUUAUCUUCUUAACCCGCCCCUCUUCCUUUCGAGAAAAAAGCAUUGUGACAGCAGAAAUAUACUUAUUUCAUAUAUUUCUUUUUGCAGAUUGGGAAAAACUAGUAAUAGUAAAACAGCUGACAUUUAUUUAAAUGGUAUAUAUGUUUGUGUUUGCAUAGGUGAGCUUGCAUCAUUUUUCUGUUUUAGCUUUUUAGUGUUAUUCAAUAUCAAUGCAAUUCAUUUGUGCCGACCAAGGCAGGAGACAGAUAAUACUGGAUUUAUCCUGAAAGAUGUGAUACAGUUUGAAAAUUAGUUGCCUACCAUUUUACACUUUAGAUGCAUAAUAAUUUAGAAACUUUAUAUUUUUAGCAUAAUGUUUGUGGUGUUUGUUUUCAGUUGUGAUGCAUGCAAAAGACUGAGAGAAAAUAGUGUAUUCUGUGGCAAUAGGAGACAUCAGACAUAAGCUCUGAAGCCAAAUGUUAUGCAAUGUAAUGAGAGAUUUUCCUAAUACAAAUGAAAAUGUGCAGUACCCAUUUUGGCUUCCAUAAUAAUAACACUUUUUGAAUGUUUUGCAUGUCUUCCAGAUUGAAUUUGGAUUCCUUUUGUCGGAAUUGUGUUUUAAAUUAAAGGUUUCUUAGUUUGUAUUGUUAUUAAAUGUAUCAUUUACUAAAUUUUAAAAAGGAAAGAGUUCUCUAAUUUUAAAACAAAGGUCAGCUAGAGCGACCUGCUCACACAGACAUGUAUGCAUGAAUAGUAUGCUGGCACCCAAAAGUAAUUGCUUGUGUCCUUAUAUCUUUAGGUUGCUAGCAUGUGCAUAGGUUUGUAAAAUGUCCUUGUGCAUAUAAAGAUGCAUGCACACAUCCACCUUCAUUGACAUACCUGAGCGGUCCGGUGGCGCAACGGUUAGCGCUGUUAGCGCUUGUCACCAAUACAGUGAAGGUUGGCUGCCCUGAGUUCAUUUCUCGUCUCGGGCACGUUGUUCUUUCUCUGCACGUGGCAUCUGUUUACAGGGCUGGCUGCUUGCCGUGAUAUAGCCUUAGCUGCUGACACGGCGUAAAACACCAAUUUCCUCCCCCCCUCCUCAUUGACAUACCUGCUCAUAAGUAUAGAUGUAUUCACACCUUUAAACAGUUGCCCCAUGCAUGCAUGUGUACAUAGUCUUGUUGCCCCACACCCAUGCCUUAUUUUCUUGGUCUCAUAAUUCACACAAAAUAUUUCUUUGGAAAAAAUGUACUUUCAUAGCAAAGGUAGUGCCAAACAAUACUGCCAAAUUAAGAACACUUCUACUCAAUCUCUAAACAGUCACGUAUGGACUAAAAAUAGAGGAAACAUUCCAAUAGGUAGCAGUAUAAUAUAAAAUGUCGUAUUUCAAUUUUGCAUGUUCAAGUUGAUCCAUGCAAAUAUUGUGCAUGAGGCAAAAACAAUAUUAGAUAACUACUGUUCUCAUUUUUAUACACAUAAAUAGGACACAAGAGGGGAGCAGAGAGCCUGGUGCUUACACCACAGCAUCUGAACCUGAAGACACACACUUGUGGGUUUCACACCCCUGUGAUGCAGCCUACUUUCCCAAGUUAAUAGUGUAGUGGGUAACUAAAUGUAGAGGGCUGGGGAAGAUAAGGCAGUGAGAUAGAGAAGAUGGGCACAGCUCUUUCAAAAGUUGGCUCUAAGACAAGUAAUGGCUCAAACACCUCACUUUCCUAAGAGAAUAAGGUCACGAGACUAUACCUUUACCAUUUUUCAUAUGAGCACGUAACACAGAAAAGUGCUUGUCAGGAUCAGAAGACAAUACAAUCAGCAGUAAACAUAUGAUGCGUGCAUCUCUAUAUUUUGCAAUGAUUGUAGAUGAAGAUUUUUAUUUAACUUUUAAGAUCCACAAUUGCAGUAGCUGUAUUUUUUUAUGUACAGCUUUUUUUAAAAUCACUGCCUGUAAGCAUGGGUAAAGUUCCUUGUAAAACAUGUUAGAAGCAUCAAUAUUUUCUAGACUGAUAAUGAAUCUGGCAUAAGUUUUUUUAAAUAUAUUUGUUUACUUUCUGUGUAUAUCUUGAAUACUUGCACCUGACUUUUAAUACUAGAGAGGUGUAAUAUACUAUGCAAAAUGUAAUUUCCCUACUUGUCUGAUGAAUUACUUGCAAUAUUCUUCUAACUUACAAUCAUCAGAAUAAACACCAUUCAUACAGUU
Molecule: messenger RNA, 9117 nt
Organism: Pomacea canaliculata
Lineage: Eukaryota; Metazoa; Mollusca; Gastropoda; Architaenioglossa; Ampullariidae
Product: peroxidasin-like
Biological process (GO): response to oxidative stress
Molecular function (GO): protein binding; heme binding; peroxidase activity
Source: RefSeq, a predicted model, not a curated record